AUGGAAGUGGCAGACUUAGUGAAGACAAUAAUGGAUGCCCAUAAUCCCAAUUGGCUAGAUGUCCAACAACUCAUGGGGACAUUGUUCAGCCCCGAGGAAAGGGAGAAAAUUAGGAAUGCAAUCAGUGAAAUAUUAAAACCUGAUGUUACACUGAAUCAUUCUUUAAUUGAUCUCAUGGAUGAGAAAUACCCAUCUAGUAACCCAGACUGGGAUCUUUACACUGAUGAAGGGAAAACACGAUUGAGGGAUUACCAGUCCCUUGUAGUCCGAGCCAUUCGCCUUGCAGGAAAGCCUGUGAUUAAUAUGUCAAAGCCUGCUUUAAUAUUGCAGGAACCCACCGAGAGCCCAGAAGCAUUUUACACCCGGCUGGUAGAGGCAUACCGUAUGUACACCCCUAUAGACCCCUCAGCCCCUGAGAACGCGCGUAUGAUGACUAUGGCAUUCAUUUCCCAGAGUGCCCUGGACAUACGACGUAAAUUGCAACGUCUUGAGGGUGCCCUGGGAAAGCCCAUGAGCGAGCUGAUGGAAGUGGCCCGCAAGAGGAAUCCUGGCGGCUUAUGGUCGCUAGAGAUCUCAGCAACAGGAAAGAGGAAACGUGGAGACAGUUCCAAGUUCCUCAUUUGUGGGCAGAAGAUAACCCCCCCCGGCUUUGCAGCUCAUCAUCCACCCAUUCUGGUAGAGGAAGUGCCGAUGAAAACCCCCGUGAGGAUUCGCCAGGGGGCGUAUCCACUCCACAUUAUGCAGGCUAUUCAGGACAUUAUUGAUAUAUACUUGGAACAUAAUAUUCUAGUGCCAACUGAGUCUCCUUGGAAUACCCCAAUAUUGCCCAUCCCGAAGGGGGAUGGCCGCUUUAGGCCAGUGCAGGAUCUCAGGUCUGUUAAUUUGGCCACGGUGACCAUCCAUCCGGUGGUGCCCAACCCAUAUGUGAUACUAGGCCUAAUUCCCCAGGCCGCUCAGUGGUUCUCGGUCAUAGAUUUGAAGGAUGCCUUUUUCACCAUACCCAUCCAUGAACAUAGCCAACACUUGUUUGCUUUUGAAUGGGAGAACCCUGUCACAGGACGGAAACAGCAGUACACUUGGACAAGGCUGCCUCAGGGGUUUAAAAAUUCACCAACUCUCUUUGGGGCAGCUCUGGCAAAGGAUCUAGGAGCGUUGCACACACCAGCCCCUGACGUGGUGUUGCAAUAUGUAGAUGAUCUCCUGGUGACAGGACUCAAUGAGGAACUCUGCUGGGACAAUACCAGAGACUUACUUUCCCUCUUGCAGAGUUUAGGAUAUAAAGCCUCUAGGAACAAAGCACAAUUAGUUUUACAGAAGGUCAGGUAUUUGGGUUAUGAUAUUGAACAAGGGAAGAGAACACUAGGCCAUGAGCGCAAGGAGGCUAUUUGUCAACUUCCUAGGCCAACUAGCAGAAAAGACUUGAGGGGAUUUCUGGGAGCGGCAGGGUUCUGUCGUAUAUGGAUUCCCAACUUUAGCCUCAUUGCACAACCUCUCUAUGAGGCCACAAAAGGGGCCGAUAAAGACCCACUUCAGUGGGCCGGUGAGGAGGAAGCCAGCUUCCUCUCACUCAAACAGGCCCUAUUGCAAGCUCCUAGUUUAGGCCUCCCAGAUUUAGAAAAGCCAUUCCAGCUAUUUGUGGACACUAAACGGAAUGUUGCAGUAGGCGUCCUCACCCAGGUCAUUGGCACUUGGCACCGCCCUGUGGCAUACCUGUCUAAACAACUUGACAAUGUUGCCAAAGGGUGGCCCACUUGUCUUAAGGCUGUGGCUGGGACAGCCCUCUUGACCCAAGAGGCCAGUAAAUUGACCUUUGGUCAGCAAUUGGAUAUUCGAACCCCCCAUGCCCUUAGGUCGGUUUUGGAAAUGAAGGGACACUUGUGGUUGACCAACCCCCGCAUGCUCAAGUACCAAGCGAUCCUCACUCACAACCCCAUGAUCACCAUUACCCAAUCCACCUCCUUGAACCCUGCCACACUUUUACCCGAGCCUGACACAGAAUUAGUUCAUGACUGCAUCCACACAAUUGAGGAAACCUAUGCUAGUCGCCCUGACAUGAAGGAUGUGCCCCUCCCUGCUCCUGACUACACCUUAUUCACAGAUGGGACUAGUUACUUGCACGAGGGGAUUAGAAAGGCAGGGUAUGCUGUGGUCACUCUAGAUGAGGUAUGGGAAGCUGCACCACUGCCCCCGGGCACCAGUGCCCAACUAGCUGAGUUGCAUGCGCUCACACGAGCCCUUGAACUGGCUGAUGGUAGUGUGUGGGCCCCGAGCAAGGUGGCAGUCAUGCAUUGCCGUGGACACCAGAAGAUAGUAACGGACAUACACAGGGGCAAUGAGCGUGCCGAUAAAUUCGCACGUGAAGCUGCCAUGAUCGUCUUCAACCCAGUAGAACGGAACUUUGCCGUAUGGGUGCUGGAUGACCACCUGCGACCCCAUUAUUCAGGAGAUGACAUGGCUAGGCUGGAAGCACUUGAGGCACGCCCGGAGGGCCCUUGUGCGCUUCUUGUUAUUGUGUGCACGUAUACUGAGUGGCCGGAGUGUAUACCUACACGCACGAAGAAGGCUACCGAGGUCGCGAGGGCAUUACUCCAUAUUAUAAUCCCUCGAUACGGGUUGCCCUCUCGAAUUUCUUCGGACAAUGGUCCGGAAUUCAUCCACAAAGCGACCCAACAGUUAGCCAGGGUUUUAGGUAUUACCUGGAAACUGCACUGUAGCUUCCAUGCUCCUUCGGGAGGCAGGGUGGAGAGAGUUAAUCGAACAAUCAAGGACAAACUCGCUAAAAUAUGUCAGGAAACCCAUCUUAAGUGGACUGAUGCUUUGAGUUUGGCCCUGGUGGCUGUUCGAUGUGCCCCACGGAAAGAUAUCUCGGUCUCGCCUUUUGAAUUGUUAUAUGGCCGGAUCCCCAAUCUGGUCAAGAUUAAUGCCAAUGGCGACACCAAGAUCUCGGAUACUAUUCGGUUACAGCAACUUAGAGCCCUCAAUACCAUUGUCCAUGAAUUACAACGUUAUGUCCUCACGUGUAAGCCCCACAUGCUGGUGACUUCCCCACAUGAUAUACAUCCGGGCCAGGAAGUCUGGGUUAAGGAUUGGAAAAGGGAAACAUUAGGUCCGAAAUGGAGGGGGCCCUAUACUGUGGUCAUGUGUUCUCCCCUUGCUGUUAAGGUAGCUGAAAUAAGGUCGUGGAUCCAUUGGUCCCGUGUUAAAUUGGCUGCACCUACUCAUUGGAAAGUGGAAACCUGCCCGGGUUCUCCACUUAAGGUUAUCCUGAAAAGGGCGAAGAAGGAUAUCUCCCCUAGUGGUGACACACCGGAAGCUGUCCCUUUACCUACGGGAGACGAAGAGGAUUUGCUCUCCCCUAGUGGUGACACACCGGAAGCUGUCCCUCUACCUACGGGAGGCGAAGACCGUCGCACCCCUGCUGGCGUUACUCCGGAAGCUGACGCCCACCGCACGGCUCUCCCUUGGCGCCUGAGGUCUAGAGUUUCCCGUACCUAG
Molecule: messenger RNA, 3495 nt
Organism: Notechis scutatus (mainland tiger snake)
Lineage: Eukaryota; Metazoa; Chordata; Lepidosauria; Squamata; Elapidae
Source: RefSeq, a predicted model, not a curated record